AGCUGCAAGAAGAAAGAAGCUGAACCAGAGACUUGCUCCUCACUUUGCGCAACUUUAAAACCAUCCUCGAAGUUGGCACCUAACAAGAUGGAGCAUCUGGAAAACUCCACCGCGUCCCUGAAACACAUCGUCCCGCAGACGCAGAGCAGCGCCAUCACCCAGGCGGACAAGAGCGGCGGGAACGCGUACCUGUACAUCCUCAUCGUCAUGUGUUUUUACGGGGUCUUCCUCUGCGGCAUCAUGCUCGGGUACUUCCGCUCCAAGCGGCGCGAGAAGAGGAGGAUCAACAUCUUCACGCGCCUCGUGCACGAGGAGGAGCAGCGGGAGUGGGGCGCGCUCCCGAAGAAGAACAGCCUCAGCUUCCCCGUGCCCGCCUCGUCGGCACUGCGCUCCGUCAACGUGGCCCUGCCCUUCUGCGGUAACCACGGCAACCACUUCGGACACCUGCACUGCGAGGACGCGCUGCCCUCUCCGCUGGCGUGCGCCCUGUUCACGGAGCAGAGUAGCGUCAGCUCCCUGUGCUCCUCCGCGGACACGCGCUUCGCCAUAGAGGAGGAGUCGGACAGCGGCACAGCGGAGGAACGAGAAGAGAAAACCAAGGGAGGCUCGGACACAAGAGGGGACGACUCAGGCUGAGCUCCCUGAGAGACGGUGCGAGGUCCAUCCAAACAAGAGGAGAAACAUGAGCUGGAGAGAACAUCAGGAGACUGUGAAAAGUCUCUCCCCAAAACAACCCAACCAGAAAUCAUCUAUUCUGCAAUAAAAACUCUGAUCAAUAACAUCAUGAUCUGAUCUCAGGCCUGGAUAAAGUCAAACAAGUGUGGCCAGUGAAAAGUGUUUUAAAUCUUAAGCCCAGGCCCCAUGGUCACAGUGAAACCUUUUCUAUCUUACUUCUACUGUCCUCAAUUUAAACAACAGUAGGAUAAAAACAACAACUACUACACUGGUCUUUUGUAUAUGCUUUAUGUUGGGAUAACGUAUAACUCAUAUCUCACUCAAUACAUAGUGAAAGUAAUAAUUCACUUCAGUCGCUACUUUACUUAUCCCUGCAUGGGCAGUCGUGUGCAGCAGCUCAGGUUAUCGCACAUGUUAAAUAGGUGAGGAGAGAAAAAUCUAAAUGCUUCAUUACAAAGUCAAAACAGUCAAAUGACGUGUUCAUCAUUACAGAUCUACAAUGAUAAGAGCGCUAAAUGUGAAUCUUACAGAAAAAUUGACCAGACGAAUAAAUUAUCUUUUAGAAUCAACCUUAACUAUAUACGGUAAGAUCAGACAUGUUAUUACUGCACAAUAAGACUAUGCCUCAUUUUGGUGGGGACCCCUCCCUGCUGGAGCCCCUCCACCCCCCUGACGCCACACUGAGGAGAAGCACCUCACUGGUUUGGUCGAUGACUCACCCUGCAGGGGACUGAGUGGGAGAAUGUUGCCUUUUUUGUUUUUUUGGGCUGUUUGGGCUGAACUUGACUCGCUCUUGCCGACGUGGUCUCGAGUAUCGAAAUGUACCUGGAACCCACUUGAAAGAUUGAACUGAAGUGUUUGUUUGUUGUGGCUUCAUAACUAAAAAGGAGUUCAUACACAGUCGAUGAUGUAGGUUUACUUGACGGAAGAAAUGCACUGUACAUAUGGUUUGUAUUUGUCACUCUGUAUGGUUUAACUUAAGAUGGAAUUUUUGUAGUGUUUUCAGAUAUAUAAAAAA
Messenger RNA from Limanda limanda (common dab), 1693 nucleotides. It is a transcript of the gene kcne4, whose product is annotated as potassium voltage-gated channel, Isk-related family, member 4. The transcript is spliced from 2 exons. The coding region runs from base 88 to 636 and encodes 182 amino acids. NCBI's taxonomy places the organism in Eukaryota, Metazoa, Chordata, Actinopteri, Pleuronectiformes, Pleuronectidae. Gene Ontology annotation, cellular component: membrane. The record is from RefSeq and is a predicted model, not a curated record. Gene Ontology annotation, molecular function: voltage-gated potassium channel activity involved in ventricular cardiac muscle cell action potential repolarization; transmembrane transporter binding; potassium channel regulator activity. Gene Ontology annotation, biological process: potassium ion export across plasma membrane; ventricular cardiac muscle cell action potential; regulation of heart rate by cardiac conduction.